AAGGUUCACCGACUCACGAGGUUGAAGAAGCUGGGUAUGUUUAUGUUUACAUUUGCUUAGAGCUGAACAAGUUGGGGUGUUUAAAGCCGCAAAAUUAACCCUUUUUCUCUUUCUCUUUUUCCUUUCCACACUCCAGAAAAUUCCCAUGAACUGGGAAGUGUUGAGAAUUGAUCACUUGAAAUAAAGGUUCAUACAUUUUCUGGUUGCUGAAGGCUUCUCCAAAACCCCAAACCCCAGAGAGAGAGAGAGAGAGAGAGAGAGAGAAAGAAAAAUGAGCAGUGCUUUUCUAAUGAACCCUGCCAUGAUUCAGAGGCAGUUGAUAUUGGUGAACCGUGCCAUUCAUCCCAUCAAAACGCCUUCUUUUCUCUCCAACAAAAUCCACUCUAGACCUUCUUUUCAUUUCCUGAUGAGGAAACCCGGACAAUAUGGAAUCUCUUCAUCUUUUUCUUCUUCUUCUUCUUCUUCAUCUACUGCAACUUCCAUUUCCAAGGUUGGCUUUGUGAGUUGGUAUUUGGGGAUGAUCAAGUCGUGGCCAAUUUUGACAAAAAGUGUUACUUCUUCCCUUAUUUACAUCGCUGCUGAUUUAUCCUCUCAGACUAUUGUGCGAGAAUCAUCAGAACCUUUUGAUUUUGUAAGGACUUCACGCAUGGCAGGAUAUGGGAUUGUCAUUUUAGGACCAUCGCUGCAUUUCUGGUUCAAUUUUGUGUCAAAGCUUUUCCCAAGGAGGGAUCUUUUUUCUACAUUGAAGAAAAUGGUCAUGGGUCAGACACUUUAUGGACCUGCCAUGACUGUUAUUUUCUUCUCCUUGAAUGCACAUUUGCAGGGUGAAACCGGCUCAGAGAUUGCUGCACGCUUAAAACGCGAUUUGCUUCCUACGAUGUUAAGUGGAAUUAUGUACUGGCCUAUAUGUGAUUUUAUAACAUUUAGGUUCAUUCCUGUCCAUUUACAGCCAUUAGUCAGCAAUUCAUUUUCGUACUUGUGGACCGUUUAUAUAACCUAUAUGGCAAGCCUAGAGAAAGCAACUUGAUCACUCAGUAUCAGCAAUGCCAAUUUUUGUUUCAUGAUUGAGAUUGGAAGCAAGCUGUGGGAUAGAGUCAAAACUUUUGGGUGUCUCCAGGGAGUUCUGAUCUCACGUUGUCCAUGGCUAUGCUACUGACCAGGACACUCAGUUUUAUCCAUUUUUUUAACCUGUAUUCCUCUUUAUUUGCUUUUGUAAUGUAAUCCUUUUAUAUGUAUGGAACCAAUUUGUAAAAGCUAUGUUUAUUUUUGUUAAUUGAAGACCUUUUCUUUUUCACGAAA
Messenger RNA from Glycine soja, 1299 nucleotides. Its product is annotated as PXMP2/4 family protein 4-like. The transcript has 4 exons. Lineage: Eukaryota; Viridiplantae; Streptophyta; Magnoliopsida; Fabales; Fabaceae. Bases 272 to 1027 code for a protein of 251 amino acids. The record is from RefSeq and is a predicted model, not a curated record. Gene Ontology annotation, cellular component: cytoplasm; membrane.